UAUCUAAUACUUAAUAUUCUCAAGUUUAAUUUUUUUUUCGCUUUUAUUGCCUAAUCGAUUGGAUUGAUAAUAAUUACACGCAAAAGUUAAGAUUCAGAUUAAAAAGUUUGAACAAAGUGGUUACUUUGUUCUGCUUUGAUUUCCUUAAUUUAAAUCUUUGAGUAAGGCAAAAAGUUAACAUGGAAGAAGCCACAAGAAACGAAAACACCAAAGAAAUAAAUCCGUUAGAUACAUCUAACGUAUUUUCCAAGGUAUUAUUUUGGUGGUUGAUACCUCUUUUCAAGAAAGGAUACAAUAAGGAACUGACUGAAGAUGAUAUGUACCAACAUCGUGAAAGUCACGACUCAGGAGAUCUUGGGGAUCAGUUUGAGAAGAUAUGGAAUAAACAAUUGACCAAAAGGAAGCCUUCUGUUAUUAAAGCCAUAGCUAAACGGUUCAUACCAGAAUGGAUAAUGUUGAAUUGCAUUAUCAUUAUUUCUGAAACUAUCAGAAUAUCACAGCCUUUCAUGAUCACUCAACUAAUUUACGUCUACGAAUCCAAUCAGGUCAACGAUGACAAGAGCGAUGUCUAUAUCUACGCACUAUUAAUAAUAAUAACCUCAUUCAUAACCAACAACAUGGCACAUAACUUCAACCUACUCAACAGUCAGAUGGCUCUGAAGAUGAGAGUUUCGGUUUGCUCGUUGAUCUAUAGGAAAGCAUUGAGGUUGAGUAAGUCCGCUUUGGCGGAAACUACUAUUGGACAAAUGGUUAAUUUACUGUCUAAUGACGUGGACAGAUUCGAUAACUCCAUUUUUUACUUCCAAUAUACGUAUGUGGCACCUAUAGAGAUGUUGGUGGUUAUGUAUUUACUUUAUCAUAAUAUUGGUACUACAGCCUUAGCCGGAGCAGUGUUGUUAUUGUCCAUCAUUCCUUUACAAUUUUGGCUUGGCAAAAAGACAUCAAAAUUCAGGCUCCAAACUGCAAACAGAACUGAUGAGAGAGUAAGACUGAUGAAUGAAAUUAUAACUGGAAUACAAGUUAUUAAGAUGUAUACUUGGGAAUAUCCCUUUACGAAACUGGUCGAAUUUGUCAGAAUGAAAGAAAUGAAGUACAUUCGAUUUACCUCAAUCAUCCGAGCAAUACUUAUGUCCUGCGCUUUGCUGUUGAACAGAUGCGCAGUGGGUAUAUGCAUCCUUGUCUAUGUGUUAACGGGUAAUACCCUAACUGCCACUUAUGCCUACGCAAUUACAUCAUAUUACAGACUCUUGUAUACUGUGACCAAUUAUUUCCCUAGCGCAGUAUCUCUAUCAGCCGAAUUGUAUGUUUCCAUCAAGAGAAUACAAACCUUUUUGUUAUACGACGAAGUAAGUGCUGAGAUUGCUCCACCUACAGAAACCUUUUCGGCAAGCAAAGGCAGCAAGUUAUGGCUUACCGGAGCUAGCAAGUCGUCCCUUAAUACAGGAAGCAAGCUUACUUUGAGUGGUGAGCCAAGACUUCGAGGUCCUGACGCAAGUAUAAGCAUUCGAAACGCUUCAGCCAAAUGGCUUAAAUCAUUAAAUGAAAACAAUUUGGAUAACAUAAAUUUCGAUGUCAUAGCUGGUAAUGUAGUAGCUGUAAUAGGUACAGUAGGAAGCGGGAAGACUACCUUACUUCAUGUAAUAAUGAAAGAAUUGGAGCUGCAAAGUGGAUCUGUAAACGUCAGAGGAAUAGUAUCUUACGCCUCUCAAGAACCUUGGCUCUUUGGAGGCAGCAUUAGACAGAACAUCCUUUUCGGCCAAAAAUUCGACCAAAGAAAGUACGAUGAUGUAGUUAGAGCUUGCGCAUUGAAACGGGAUUUUAAUCUUCUUCCUCACGGAGAUAGAACUUUAGCAGGGGAACGUGGAGUCACUUUAAGUGGAGGACAAAGGGCUAGAAUCAACUUGGCAAGAGCUGUUUACAAAGAUGCUGAUAUCUACUUACUAGAUGAUCCUUUAUCUGCUGUAGAUACUCAUGUUGGAAAACAACUUUUCGACGAAUGUAUAUGUGGUUAUCUCAGCAGCAAAUGCGUGGUACUAGUCACUCACCAACUGCAAUUUUUAAAGAAAGUCAAAAAUAUUUAUCUAAUGAACAACGGUAGAAUCGAAGUCUCUGGUCCUUACUCUCUUUUGAAGAACUCUACCAAUGAAUACAGCAAACUCCUAGCGAAUAUCGAAGACGAGGAAGAAGAAGUCAGGCGUAGGUCUAGGAUGAUUUCGAUGAGCAGUGAAAGCGAAGGCAUGGAUGAUGACUUCCAAAUUAUGAACAAGGAGAAAAUAGGUAGUGGUACCAUUUCUAAGCGAGUUUAUAUUAACUUCGCUAAAGCAGGUGGUAACAUGCUCAAAGUUGUUGCAUUAAUAUUCGCCUUUCUCUUUAGCCAGCUUCUGGAUAGCUCUGCUGAGUAUUUUGUGUCUAUUUGGGUAAACGUUCAGCAGAGAAUGUCACACAUAUCCAACUUUUCACAAACACUUGAUACAUCCAACUUUUCGCAAAUACUUGAAACAUCAAAUGCAACUAAUAUCACCACCACCACUAUUUUACCGUUAAAUCUUACCGCCAAUAUUUUACCGUUAAAUUUUACCACCACUAUUUUACCGUUAAAUUUUACCACCACUAUUUUACCGUUAAAUUUUACCACCACUAUUUUACCGUUAAAUAACACUGCUACGACGCUGAAUCUCACCAAUGAUGAUCCAUACGCAGACUGGUGGCUAACUCCAAUAUUUACUGACAACACUGUGUUCUACUACAGUAUUCUUAUUAUAGUCAUUAUUGUAUUGUGUUUGAUACGUUCUUUAGCCUUCUAUAGCUGGAGUUUAACGGCUUCGACGAGGCUUCACAAUAAAAUGUUUGCUAACGUAGUAUACAGUCCGAUGAGGUUCUUCAAUGUCAACCCUUCAGGAAGAAUUCUUAAUAGGUUUUCCAAAGAUAUAGGAUCCAUAGAUGAAGCGUUGCCUAGAACAUUGUUGGAUACAGUACAAAUUGGUCUGAUGGCAAUUGCAAAUAGUUUCGUUAUAGGAACACUGACAGUUUGGAUCCUCAUUCCUACAAUAUUAACUGCAAUAUUGUUUUAUUUUCUACGAAAGGUUUACGUUAGUACAAGUAGAAAUGUGAAGAGAGUGGAAUCAGUUACUAGAAGUCCAGUAUUUACGCAUCUCUCUCAAUCUCUACAAGGACUAACAACCAUCAGAGCAUUUAGAGCUCAAGAAAUACUCAAAAACGAAUUCGACAACUACCAAAAUUUAAACAGUGCUGCAUACUUCCUCUAUUUCUCCUGCGCCAGGACUUUUGGAUAUUGGCUGGACUUUUUUUGUCUGAUAUACUUUACGUUGGUCCUAGCGUCGCUAAUAUUUAUUGAAGGGGAACAAUAUGGAGGAAACAUGGGUUUGGCCCUAACUCAAGCUAUGGCCAUAACUGGAAUAUUACAAUAUGGCAUGCGUCAAUGGAGUGAGUUCGAAAACCAAAUGACGUCAGUCGAAAGAGUACAGGAGUACGCAGAUUUGGUACAAGAGGAAGACAGCCAUUCUAGUGAACCUGCUAAAACAUGGCCCCGAGAGGGAAGGGUUGAAUUCAACAAUAUGUCUUUAAAAUACGCCCCAGAAGAUCCAGCAGUACUCAAAGGAUUAAACUUUGUUAUACAACCCAGGGAGAAAAUUGGUAUCGUGGGAAGAACUGGAGCGGGGAAAUCGUCUCUAAUCCAAGCACUGUUCCGAUUGGCUCAUAUUGACGGAAGUAUUUUAAUUGAUGGAGUUGAUACUAAAAAGAUCAGUCUAAGGUCGCUCAGGUCAAAGAUUUCUAUAAUACCUCAAGAACCAGUUCUGUUUUCGGGAACGCUUAGAAAGAAUUUGGAUCCAUUUGACGAAUAUAGCGAUGAGGUCCUCUGGAAUGCUUUGGAAGAAGUAGAACUAAAACAUGCAGUUGAUGAGCUACCUGCAGCUUUAGACAGUAAAAUGGCAGAAGGAGGUUCAAACUUCAGUGUCGGUCAACGACAAUUGGUGUGUCUAGCAAGAGCUAUAGUAAGAAACAACAAAAUUCUCGUUUUAGAUGAAGCUACAGCAAACGUAGACCCGCACACUGAUGGUCUAAUCCAAAAAACAAUUAGACAAAAGUUUGCUAACUGCACAGUACUAACUAUUGCUCAUAGGCUGCAUACUAUUAUGGAUUGUGAUAAAGUUUUGGUGAUGGAUGCUGGUAAAAAUGUCGAAUUCGACCACCCUCACGAUCUUCUCCAAAAUACAAAAGGAAUAUUUUACUCGCUGGUGAUGAAAACUGGAAAGGCUACUGCGAAGAAUUUGAUAGCAGUAGCAGAGCAAAGUAAAAAAGAAAAAAGUCAGAAUAUUUAAUGAAUAUAAUUUAAGCUUUAAUAAAACGAAUAGUUUAUAGUUAGGUUGUUAAUAAUGUUAUUUUUUUUAAAUAAAACUCUAAAUAAAAACCCAAAUGAUUAA
Messenger RNA from Diabrotica virgifera virgifera (western corn rootworm), 4442 nucleotides. Its product is annotated as ATP-binding cassette sub-family C member 4-like. The record is from RefSeq and is a predicted model, not a curated record. Gene Ontology annotation, molecular function: ATP hydrolysis activity; ABC-type transporter activity; ATP binding. Gene Ontology annotation, cellular component: membrane. The coding region runs from base 180 to 4340 and encodes 1386 amino acids. Gene Ontology annotation, biological process: transmembrane transport. The transcript has 12 exons. NCBI's taxonomy places the organism in Eukaryota, Metazoa, Arthropoda, Insecta, Coleoptera, Chrysomelidae.